Pteronotus mesoamericanus is the source of this 3643-nucleotide messenger RNA. RefSeq names its product RUN domain containing 3B (gene RUNDC3B). Bases 1 to 1380 code for a protein of 459 amino acids. NCBI's taxonomy places the organism in Eukaryota, Metazoa, Chordata, Mammalia, Chiroptera, Mormoopidae. The transcript has 11 exons. The record is from RefSeq and is a predicted model, not a curated record.
AUGGCCUCCCGGAACCUGGGGGGCAGGAGCGGGAGCCGCGGCGGGGGCGGCGGGGGCGGCGCCGGCGGCAAGAAGAGCCUGAGCGCCCGCAAUGCUGCGGUGGAGAGGAGGAACCUGAUCACCGUGUGCAGGUUUUCUGUAAAGACUCUGAUUGAUCGUUCCUGCUUUGAGACAAUUGAUGAUUCUUCUCCUGAAUUUAACAAUUUUGCAGCUAUUUUGGAACAGAUUCUAAGCCACCGGCUAAAAGGUCAAGUAACCUGGUUUGGUUAUGAAAGUCCACGUAGCUUCUGGGACUAUAUCCGAGUGGCUUGCCGGAAGGUUUCACAGAAUUGUAUCUGCAGCAUUGAAAAUAUGGAAAAUGUCAGUUCCUCUAGAGCUAAGGGUAGAGCCUGGAUCAGAGUAGCACUCAUGGAAAAACAUUUAUCUGAAUACAUCUCUACAGCUCUGAGAGACUUCAAAACAACCAGGCGAUUUUACGAAGAUGGAGCAAUUGUCUUGGGUGAGGAAGCAAAUAUGCUUGCUGGCAUGCUGCUUGGGCUCAAUGCUAUUGAUUUCAGCUUCUGCCUAAAGGGAGAGGGAUUGGAUGGCAACUUUCCUGCUGUAAUAGACUAUACACCAUAUUUGAAGUUUACCCAAAGCUCCGACAGUAUCAGCAGCGACGAGGAGGAGCUGCGGACGCUGGGCAGCAGCGGCAGUGAGAGCAGCUCGCCGGAGAGCGCGGGGCCGCCGUUCAUCAUGGACGAGAACGGCUGGUUCAACAAGUGCAAGAGAGUCCGGCAGAAGUACCAGCUGACCCUGGAGCAGAAGGGAUAUCUGGAAGAACUCUUACGACUUCGAGAGAACCAGCUGUCUGAAUCUGUCUCCCAGAAUAAAACACUACUACAAAGGAUUGAAGAUUCUGACCUGGCCCAUAAAUUGGAAAAGGAACAGUUAGAAUACAUAAUUGUAGAGCUUCAAGAUCAACUGACUGUGCUAAAGAAUAAUGAUUUAAGAUCACGACAAGAGUUAACUGCCCACCUCACCAACCAGUGGCCUUCCCCAGGAGCUCUGGAUGUCAAUGCUGUUGCCUUGGAUACGUUGCUUUACCGAAAACACAAUAAACAGUGGUAUGAAAAAAGUUAUCAAAGUCUUGACCAGUUAUCAGCUGAAGUCAGCCUUUCUCAGACUUCACUGGAUCCAGGUCGGUCACAAGAAGGAGAUGGGAAACAAGACCCGUUAAAUUCAAUCAGUGAAGGUAAAGAAGACACUCCCUCAUUACUUGGUCUCUGUGGGUCUCUAACAUCAGUGGCAAGUUACAAAUCUCUAACUAGCCUAAAAUCUAAUGACUAUCUUGCAAGUCCUACAACAGAGAUGACAAGUCCAGGCCUAACUCCAUCCUGAGAAAUUUUAUGUAAAAGCCAAAAGAUUUUAUGUUGCCAAUGUUCUAUUUACAUAAGUUUGACUGCUGGGAAAACCUCUGGAGUUUUAUAUUGUUGUGGCACAUGUCUGGGAUCCUGUUGCUCAGAGUUCACUCCACUCCGUGUUAACUGAGUGAAGAAAAAAUGAUCCUGCCAUUUCUCAUUUUAAAGUUCUUGUAUUUUUCACUGAGGAAGUUUAAAAUGAAUAGACCUAAAAACAACUUUCAAAGAUCCUCUAAAUUAAUAAUCCUUUACAAAUUGUACAUAUUUAUUAUUCAGUUGAUUUUCAUAUAAUUUAACGUAUCAUAAUUGCCAGAGACAGUUCAAGGUUUUAUUUGGGACUUCAACUACAUAUUUUCUUUCCUCUUUUAUUCAGUGACUAAAACUUAUAAAAAUGACUUACUAAUUUUACUUUCCAUUAAUUUCUUCCUAGGUUCUAAUGUUAAAAAACCUUGUUUUUAAAAUGAGGAGAAUUUUCUCAGCUGCAGUUUGACAAUGGCUUAUUUAGUUUUUCUUUAACAGUUAUUAUCAUUUGGUAUCAACGUAACAUUCCACUUAACAUUUUAUAAAUUUUGUAGGAAUGUGCCUUUAGGCAGUUACUAAAUUUGUUAGGGUCAUAGGGAAAGUAGUUUACAACAUUUUAGGCCAUUUAGGUAAAAUGAAUAAAUUUCUUAUCUUUGUUUCCCCAAAAUUUUCUUAAAAGGUCGUCAAUUAAAAAGGAUCAAAUAUACCUCAAAAAUUAAACAUUAAAGCAUAACAGGUGUUGAAAAAGUAUUUGAUCAGGAAAAAGUUCAAGUUCAAUUAGGUAUGAGACGCUUUUAAAUUAGCAUCGGUAGGGUAUCACCAUACUUCAUAAUGUCUGGCAUACAUGCUGUUCUCUAUCCCUUGUGUGAACCAAUGAAUUCUGUCCUGUUAGGUUUUACAGCUCCUAUCACUAAUCAUGCCACAAUCUCAUUUUAAAGUUGAUAUUAAAAAUCCCUGCACUUCUACAGGUAAAAAGUUUUGUUUUUUUAAAAAGCUAUGAGCUGUAUUUUAAAUGUUUUUGCAAUUUUUUGGAACUAUCCAUUUUGUCCCUAAAAAUACCACCAUGUUGGAAGAGAAAAAUGUAUUAAGUAUAUUUUCUACAUUAAGUAAUACGAGGAAAACAUGGUCAGUUGUGCCAAAGAAGUUUUAUACGUUGUUUACAUGAAGAGGCUACAAUACUUAUUUGGGGACUUAAUAUGUACUAUAUUUUUGUUUAUUAAUAAAACAUUACAUUCAAACUUAGUAGCUUUGACAUAUAGGAGGAAUGUUCUUCCUAAAGCAAUUUAUUUUUAUUGAGGGGAGGCAAGAAGUGCGAACUUAUCACAUUCAUUCUUUGUAUUAGAGAUGUAGGAGUGUGGUGGUUCUCUACAAUCUUUACAGCUUUACUCUCAUAAUUUGGAAUUUAAAAUAAUAAAUAGUAACAGGUUCAGUCUUAUAUGUAAAGCAGAUGAAAUAAUGUCAUUUCAGGGACAGACUUAUCUUAGUUGUUCCAGAAUUACUCAGAGCUUUAUUCUUUUAGCUUAAGGCUUUAGUAUUAUACUUGUAGAAAUGCAAAUAUUCUUGAGAAAGGGUACCUUUAAUUUCUUAAUUCUGUAUACCUUAUUGUUAGUGAGGUAUCCAAAGCAACUUUUACACUGCAAGGGGGUUGGAAGGUAUAAAAUUAGGACAAUGGAAAUCUUAGGAGUAGGGAGUGAGAAAUGGUUAAGGGGGGGAACUUCAAAACUUUUAGGCUGGCCUUAAGCACUUUUGCUGCUUCCCUAAGAACUAUCAGAAUGUUUAAAUGCUUUAUCACUCAUCCAUGGUCCACUCUCAACUUCACACUUUCCUUCAAUAAUUAACAAACACCAUCGUUACAUUUUUUCCAGACUUCUUUGUAAUACAGAAAGUUAACUCAAGAUUCCAUAAUUGAUAAAAUUUUUCAGAUUUGUCUAACGUAUACUGUAACCUGUGCAUCUUAACAUGCUGCUAAAUGCAGAUUUAAACAUGACACCUGAGGAUCAUGACUUUCCUCCUUUCUCGGAGCUCUUGGUAUAAAAUUCAUCUGCUACUGCGAAUUCAGGUUCAUUUCAUACUAGUUAGAGAUAGUUAAUGUGUGCAUGAGGAAGCAACUUGUCUCAAUCUUUAGUUUUAGGUGGUAGUGUUUAUUCACAAACUCUCCCUAAAAUGGAAUGCUGAAUUAUAUGCUAAUUCUAUGUGUAUUUUGUUGCCUUGAUGUAUUAUAC